Messenger RNA from Dibothriocephalus latus, 1363 nucleotides. Lineage: Eukaryota; Metazoa; Platyhelminthes; Cestoda; Diphyllobothriidea; Diphyllobothriidae. The record is from the annotation of a GenBank genome assembly.
GGCCAUCUCAGCUAGGCCAGCAGAAAUAAGUCAGGCAGAGAAACAAUAUGUUCAAUUCACUGCUAACAUCCUGUACUUGUCUGCGUACCCGACGGAAAAGCAAGAAACUCUUGUUGUUCUUCCAAAGGGGGAAAUAUUGGCUUAUGAAGAAAAAACAGAACCAGUAAAGAAGUCACAGCGAGGCAAAUUCAAUUACGAAAAUGGAUCCCCCUUCCUUGCGGUUACCUCGCUGAAAAGAAUAAUUGAGGUAUCGCUCUGGGGCAAUGUAGCAGUCGAAGACACUGUUGAUAUCGUUCACUAUGGUGCCGCGCUUCGCGGUGCGUUCUCUCGGUUAGAUUACCAGCGUGGCAUUGGGCACCAUGCUUCAGUCCCUGCUUUAAAAUCCGUCUUACCAGCAUCGGCUCGUGAUAUAUACUACAGAGAUGAAAUCGGCAACAUCAGUACUAGCACUGUUAAGAAACUGUUUGACUCAACGGAAGUCGAACUCCAACCAAGAUUCCCUCUUUUCGGUGGAUGGAAAACGCAUUAUGUCAUCGGAUACAAUUUGCCAGCACACGAAACUCUCUUUAAGAAAGGCGAAAAAUUCGCUCUGAAGAUGCGAUUUCUUGACUACCUUUAUGACGACCAAGUUAUCGACGAAGCGACACUGCGAGUUGUCCUCCCGGAAACAGUUACCAACAUCAGACUUGAAAGUCCCUUUGACGUUGAACGCCUGUCGGAUGAAGUAGAAAAGACCUAUCUUGAUACGUCUGGAAGAACCGUUGUUGUUCUGAAGAAGACAAACUUGGUUGAGGAACAUAUUCAGGAGUUCAAGAUUUAUUUCGACUUCCAUAUGGUAAACCUCUUCCGUGAACCAGCUAUGGUGAUUACUGCCUUCUUCCUGUUGUUUGCGGUCAUCAUGGUAUACGUCCGCCUGGACUUUUCAAUCUCAAAGGACAAGUCCUCCGAAUCGCAACUCCGUGUUCAAGCUCUUGUUAAUGAAAUUCUCAGUUGUCACAGCAAAAGGUCCGCAUUGUAUCAGACUUAUGAAGAUGUUGUCAGCACCUACAAGGUGAAUAAGGAGAACUCCCAAUUCACCAACGAGUACCGUAAAGUUGAGAACGACCAUAAGGCUCUCAAUCAGAAAAUCAGCACUCUGCAUGCCAAGAUUCGUGAACUGUGGAGUGAGGGCGCCGAUAAGGUUCAAGAACUACAAAACUUGGACUCGCGCUACCGCGAACUGCUGCAGGAAGGUGUAAGCCAAACAGAACGAGUGCUGUCCGGUAAAAUCACCAAACAGCAGUACCAAACGUCCGAUGCUGACAUUGGAGCCAAAAAGGUCAGCUUGAUUGAAAAAAUGGAGGCGAUUACGGAGUCCCUGUGA